Molecule: messenger RNA, 1318 nt
Organism: Cuscuta epithymum
Lineage: Eukaryota; Viridiplantae; Streptophyta; Magnoliopsida; Solanales; Convolvulaceae
Source: the annotation of a GenBank genome assembly
AAGUGAGCGACCACUCACCCAAACGAGUUGACUCUGUACUCCCCAGUUCAGCUCACCUCUUUUUCCCCUCACUCCUCCUGGUAUCCCCACUCUCCUCUUCCCCAAAAUUCAUUACAUUUCCCAGCAAUUUCUGGACCGGGUACCAGAGGAGUAACCGAAGAAGAUGGGUUCGCUUGGCAGGGCAAUCUACACCGUCGGAUUCUGGAUCCGGGAGACUGGUCAAGCCCUCGAUCGCCUGGGCUGCCGCCUCCAGGGAAACUACUACUUCCAUGAACAACUUUCUCGACACAGAACCCUUAUGAACUUGUUCGAUAAAGCUCCUACUGUUCAUAAAGAAGCAUUCGUAGCUCCUAGUGCUUCUUUAAUUGGCGAUGUUCAAGUUGGGCGCAGUUCCUCUAUCUGGUAUGGAUGUGUUCUACGAGGUGAUGUGAACAAUAUAAGUAUAGGGACAGGAACCAACAUCCAGGACAAUUCUCUUGUUCAUGUAGCCAAAUCCAAUCUUGCUGGAAAGGUUUUGCCAACAAUUAUUGGGAACAAUGUAACUGUUGGUCAUAGUGCUGUUCUGCACGGGUGCACUGUUGAAGAUGAGGCAUUUGUUGGUAUGGGUGCAAUAUUGCUUGAUGGGGUUGUUGUUGAGAAGAAUGCCAUGGUAGCUGCCGGUGCUCUUGUUAGACAGAACACUCGUAUCCCUUGUGGAGAGGUAUGGGGCGGAAAUCCAGCAAAGUUCCUAAGGAAGCUUACCGAAGAAGAAACAGCUUUUAUUUCUCAGUCAGCCCUCAAUUACACCAACUUAGCACAAGUUCACGCAGCUGAAAAUGCUAAGAGCUUUGAUGAGAUCGAAUUCGAGAAGGUACUCCGGAAGAAAUUUGCCCGCAAGGAUGAAGAAUAUGAUUCUAUGCUGGGUGUCGUCCGCGAAACACCCACAGAACUUAUCUUGCCUGAUAAUAUUCUACCAGAUAAGGCAGCAUCAAAGGCUUCUUAAGUUUGUUGAUUAUGAUCAGGCUAUCAUUGUUGUUAUAUCACAAAUUCGAAGGCAAAUUAACCAAGAACUUGCCUUUGCUUUCAUGUCUAAUAAUUUUAUGGCCAAACUCACUUGUCAAAGACUGACUCUUCCCCAUGUGCAGUUACUGCAUGACUUUUACUAUUUGCUUAACCACAAACUUGGUUUUGCCACAUUUCAAACAUGUUUUUUUGAGUGUUUAUUUCUUCAAAAUAAGAACAUGCAGAAGAAUUUUCUUAAAAGGAGUAGAUCGAUUUCUAUUUUGAGCUAAUUCACACUUAGAUUUGGAGUAGAUUGUACCAUACUGCAUUUCAUUGG